GAUCCCCUUACCUCUUGUCACUAUCUGUCGCGUCCGCCGUCGUCAUCUGCCAGGACCUCGACGCUCAAUAUCGCCCCGCUAGUAUCUUGUGCAAGAGGCUGCGCUAUUAUUCAACUAGGCGAUUCACCACCACCUUCUUUUCGACACACCUACACCAUUUUAUUCAACAUGUUUGCCGAUAAUAAUGACUUCAGUGUGAACCAGUACAUCCCUACAAAGUCCACUCCUUCCCGAUACCCUGGUAUGUGCUUCAACGAUGGAAAUAUCGCUGUCCUCGCCGGUCAAUACUACUUCCUUGUACAUCAAGUAUUGCUUUGUCGCCAUUCUCCGGCUUUGGACUCUGCUAUCAAGGCUCUUGAUUCUACCUGUUCGCCGGCCCAUCUAGAAGGCCGCCCGGUCCUUCACCUCAACGAUGGCCCAGACGAGAUGUAUCACUUCUUGUCCGCUCUGUAUGAUGGAGUAUCUCAUAUCAAGUAUACCAACAAGUCAUUUUCGAAGGUUGCAUCACUGCUUCGCCUUUGUACGCAUUACCAAGUUGGUCAUCUUCGCCAAGAUUUGCUUCGAGGAUUAUCAGCUACGUGGCCCACAACGCUUGAAGGUUGGGACGCUCGCGAAGCGGAUGCAACGAAUGUGGCAGGACUAUAUGAGUCGCGUGAGAAGUACCCACACCCUAUUCUUGUCAUCAACUUGUCUUGCGACAUAAGCGCACAGGAGAUUUUGCCAUCUGCCUUCUACGAUCUCUCUCGCUCUCCUCCAAGUUCUAUCGUCGAAGGUUUCAAAACCUCUGGUAUCGGACUAUCAAGUGACUGUCUGAUGAGCUUGCUGAAGGGAAAAGAACGCGCAUCUCGAUUCCUAUCGACUUUUAUCGUCAAGCAGCUGGAAAGAAGAGCGCCGGCUUCCAAAUGCAUCCAUCGGCAACAGUUAGACACCACACACCAGCGCGCCUGUCAAGCGGCUUUCGAGGCGAUUACCUUUGAGAUUCUCCGUGGUGCCAAUGGUGUCGUUUGUCAUCGCAGUUCCGACCCAUUAUUCGCCAUCAUGGAUGCAGAGCUGAUACAGACAACUUACGACAAACAGAACACCGGCCUUCGCCCUUGUAAAUAUUGUAGGUCAGAGUUCAGUUCUAUAGUUAAAGGGGCUAGGACGGAGUUUUGGCGCUUGCUACCGGAGUGGUUUGGUAUUGAUGUACCUUCUUGGGACUGACGAUGUAUCCUGUACUUUCAGCUUAAUACCAGUUGCAUUUUACUGCUUUCAUCGACUUCGUCGCUUGUGAUCAUUGAUCAGGGCGGCUUGGAAGGCGAUGCGCGCUCCUUCACAAGAGCGAAGUAUCAGUUUGAUGUAGUACCACACUCCAAGCGUCAACAUAUGUCUAAAUCGUGGACUAAUGUCUUUGGGCGUACUAUUCCUCUAGCGCUGUCACCGUUUCACGGAUUUACACAUCGUCUCAAGUGCC
This is a messenger RNA of Guyanagaster necrorhizus, 1453 nucleotides long. RefSeq lists its product as uncharacterized. The transcript is spliced from 5 exons. The coding region runs from base 169 to 1203 and encodes 344 amino acids. NCBI's taxonomy places the organism in Eukaryota, Fungi, Basidiomycota, Agaricomycetes, Agaricales, Physalacriaceae. The record is from RefSeq and is a predicted model, not a curated record.